Oryza sativa Japonica Group (Japanese rice) is the source of this 7422-nucleotide messenger RNA. Its product is annotated as calmodulin-binding transcription activator CBT-like. The record is from RefSeq and is a predicted model, not a curated record. Gene Ontology annotation, biological process: regulation of transcription by RNA polymerase II. Gene Ontology annotation, cellular component: nucleus. Gene Ontology annotation, molecular function: protein binding; double-stranded DNA binding; transcription coregulator activity. Lineage: Eukaryota; Viridiplantae; Streptophyta; Magnoliopsida; Poales; Poaceae.
AGACCCUCAUGUACCUGCCAUGGUCUUUUCUUUGAUGGUAUGAUGUGAACUCAAGGGAGCAGAGCAUAGGGGCACGUUGAUUGGUAAAGUGUUAGAGUGUAGGAAGGCAGUCAUUUCUUGAUCUUUUGGAUUGGCUGUCUUGUGUGUGAAAAAAAAAUGCUGUCUUGAGUUUAGGGCAUCUUGGUCCAUCGCUUAAGAAAUAAUGUGAUGGUUGAUUUUGCGAUGGUCUUGCGGUGUUGAGCACCUGAGCGUCCCAUCAUUCGCGUUAGAUGGAUGAAAGCAUGUUGAGUAUUGAAAUACAUUUACAGUAGGCAUAAUUGAAUGAAAUUGCUCUUGUUAAGAAAUAUUUGUGCACCAAGAGCCGUAUUGUUACUAUUCUGAUCAAAAUACCAUCUCUAGGAUCAGAUUAUGGAAUAUUGGAUGUAGAAAAAUUUAUAUGCUCCCAACAUCAGUUAGGUUAAUAUUGCUCAAAAUGUAGGUAUCCACUUACGUAUUUUCUAUAUAUCAGUUACCUGAAUUUAUUAUUUGUCAGCAACCUCACCUUGUACACAACAUUGCCUAAAACUUGCUGACAACUUUAAUAGAGCUUUAAUGAAAAUUUUUGUUUGGUUUGAUUUUAUUUAUAUGGGAACAUUUUUGUUUUAUUCUUUUGUUGCUGGGGAUUCAUGAAACUAAAAUUUUGUGUUUAUGAACAUCUUUUGUUACCACGCAUGCACAGGAAUUUAGUCCUUAUUCUUAUCCUGUCUAUCUUGAGUAUUAAAAUUUCAAAAUAUCAUCUCUAUGAUCAUAACAGAAUGUGCAAUCAUGCAUAACAUGAAUGCGUUUCUGUGUCUUGAAUGUAAACUAGUUAUCGUGCACGUGCAAAGCACGUUUUAGCAAUUCAUAUGCGAAAGUACAACAAUAAAAUGGGACCUUUUUCAUGCAGUGCACUCCAUACGAAUUCUUCCGGUAAAAAUUAGAGUUUCAUAUCAUAGUAUGAUCGCAAUUUGGAUGAUCUUUACAAAACAUGCACUUUGUAUCCUAGAGUGACAACAUAAGAUGCAGUGCACCAGCUGCCUUCAUUAACAGAAAUUCCAAAGCUUCGUAUGAAUGCCCCACAGGACAACUACAUAGAAACAUGUGCAUAGAUAUCUCAUGAAUCCAAAAAAAAAAAAACUUUGGAGCAUCUCUGGCUGAGAAAAUAAUUUGAAUCAUGACACUAUAUGAUCACUGUUUCUAUGAGAUUGCUAGAAUCACCAUCUGGUAAAACAAGUUCAUCAGCUAGCAUCUCAUAUUCUCAUUGAUAGAAUUGCAUUACAGAGAGGAAUACAAUAGCCCAUGGUUAGCAAUCUCAUGGCGGUUGACCUCAAACAUAUCAAAACCUAAGCUAAAGUGCAAAAGGAAAAGAGAAAAUUAAUAUGAUAUUCUGCCACCAAGCCACACCAAUGUUUGUAAUAUCCAUAGCAUGAGAAAUCUUUCUCCAUUCUGUGUAAAAUAAUGUUCAUUUCAAACUUGAAGAUCCAUUACUUUCCCACCAGUAUUGUUCCUAUCAAAACUUAAUUGAGAUACAUACGUUGAAAAACUAUAUAAUCAUAUCCAAAGUCUAAUGAUAAUGAAUUAAUGAAUAUAUAACUAUCGAAGAUCUUUUAUGUCUGAAGUGAGCAAAUAUAUUGAAAACUGCAUUGAAAGAUGAACAAGAUGCCAUGGAAGGUACCGAAGUAUUUCAUGGGACAUGCAGCUUUUAUACCAAUUUUCAUCAUCACAUUUUGUCUCCCUUCCAUAUCUCGUCCAAGAGAAACACAAAACUGAUCAAUGUGUAAAUUUAACUAUCAUCAAUCCCUCUCCAUAGCCUCUCCUUGGCCUUUUAGGCAUUGUGACAAACAACAUCAAUAAAGACAUAUACCUACUGAUGGCCACAUGAAUGAUUAUUGGAUGGCCAAUAUCUAUAAGAAAUUCUAUGCAAUUACAGGAACAACAAUAAUUGCAUUUAAUAAUGAGAAAAAUAUUCCCUCCAUAACGUUUAUUGCUGAAGAAUAGUUUGAUAUUUCAUUUUCCAAAACACUAAGAUAAUCAUUAUAUGUAUGGAACUGUCUAUAUGUGAAUUGUUUAUGAUGCAGUAUAAUAUUAUUAUAUUGAAGCUGCAACAUAGUGUUUCUAAAUUACCUGUCCUUGUUGACAAUGUUGACUUGCAAAGCCUAUCCUAUUAUUCAUCACCAAGGGAAGUGGCCAGCAGCAGCACAUUGGGAGAGGAAUGAGAUUAUAUGUAAUUCUUAAACAAAAAAGAAUAAUCUGUCACCUGUGUACAUCAACAAUGUAAAUUUUGAAGGUAGCAUCAUAACAUUAGCAUCACACUGCCAUAUUGUCAGAAAUCAGGAUUUCUCCUUAUUUCAGAGGAUUAAUUGAAAGCAGAGGAACCAAAAAUAAGUGCAUUAAAUAAACAAAAGGCUGCUCAUUAAUCUGAUGAGACUCUAUCGUUCCUAAUAUACAGACACAAGAUUUUGAAUUCAGACUUGAAUCUACAAUUCAACUGUCAGAUUGUAUGAAUUGGAGAUGGGGAUUCCAAACUCACCAACAAAUUCGUCACGGCAACAUCGAGCUGAAUCAGGUCUCAACAUGUCACCAUUCAGCUGAACAACAAAAUACAAAUAGAGGACCAAUGGGAAAUCAUAAUUGACACAUCGUUUGCCACAAAAAAGCUUGAGCAUAAGAAAUAGUGAAUGAUUAAAAAUGAAAAAUGAGAGUCAGCUGCCAGCAACAAACGACAUCGUCACGUAAAAGCACUUUUAAUACAUACGCUAUAGAUAGAGUAUUAUCACAGGCCAAUAUAAAUUGUCUGCAGGUAAAAUAAUGGUAGCAAACAAAUCAAAAUUUAGAAAAGCAAAAUAAUGGACCUGUCAUUGCAGAAUUUUGCGGUGUAGGGCUUAGUACAUUACCCAUUGAAAUUAAUCAGAAUGCAUGGUGAUUGUGCACUAUCAUAUCAUCGUAGCUCAAUAACUCCAAGUCUAUUUAAUUGAAUUAAAGGCAAAGUAUUAGUGAACUCUAAAAUAAAGUCCACACUCUAUUGGAUGCAAUAAAAUUUUGAUGUUUCUUUUAGCAUGAAAAUAUCAGAAGUACAAUUAAUUAGAAACGUGUGACAUAGAAAUACUACCUGUCAUUAUAAUGCUAUUCUGUUGAUUAAUGUGGAAAACUAUGCAGUUCUUUUGAUUUCCAUCUGAGCUUUGGAUUUCACCACAUGUGUCACCAGAGUUCAGUGCAAUAAAAUUUCUUCUACUGCCUAAAAUCAUACAUCAUGAAUUGUUGUGAGUACUAAAAGAAGUAGCAGCAUCUAAAAGUAUAGCAGGUUCUUUCCUGCUUGAACUUUCAGUUGCACCACUAUCAUGGCCAGAGUCUCCCAUUGAGUCAGUAGCAGUAGUUUUCACUUCUUAAUAAUAGUCUGUAUCUAGCGAAGAAAAAAAACUAUAUAAUAGCAAAACAGAAAUAUAUUGAACAUAUGUCUGCACUGCAGAUUCCUACAAAUAUGCAUACUGAUCAUGUCUCCUUAUCCAUCACACAAAGCAGCAUCAUCGUCGUGUCUGAGCCAUCUGCAGACAUGAACAGCAGGUGGAAUUAGCGUCAUGCUACCAUCGCUGGCCCCAGUGCCGCCCUUCUUGCUCCACCCAUGCCUAGCACAAAGGAACCUCCAUACACACACACCCGGCACAUACGGACUUUUGCAAACCUCUGCAUCCACCUACAUACAGACAUACAGCUCCAAGCACAUAUACAUCUGUGACAAACAACACACUGUUUUUUAUUUUCAUUAUAAAAAGUCAUGGUUCUUGAUCCAUCUCCACCAAUGCUUCUCCUAAUCAGAAAAAGGUAACACCAAUAAAAGAUUUGAUCGAUCUCCACCAUAUGCACAAAUCUAACAACACAAAUCAUCCCAGGGGUGACAGCAAAAGAAGGGUUGUGUGUUCUUUUUGGUGAUUGUUUCUAGGGUUUGAGCAGGAGAAAUAUUUUACAAAUCAAAGCAGUAGAUCGAAGCAAUACCUUGUGAGUGAUGCUCCUCCAUCACCUAGAAGAUGCUCGCCGACGGGGAGAUGCACGGCUUUGGUUCUUCCACACCGAAGCCGUUGUCGAAUCAGCCGUCCUGGUCGAAGCUGCGGGGAUGGGUAACAGCGGGGGCGAGUGGGCAAUGCCCUCCCAGUACCCUUUUCAUCAACCGCGGAUGGGGCCGAGGUCGGCUCUGGCCGCGGCGGUCGUGGUGGCGGUGGCGGCGGAAGGGGACCUCGACGGCGGCGGAUGGGGCCGAGGUCGGAACCGGCCACGGCGGUGGGGAAGAAGCAGCGGCUCCGGCGGCAGUCCACGCGGGGAGGAUCUCCAGCGAGGAUGCAGCGAUGUGGUGGCAGAACAUGCGGGGAGGAGGAGCAAGCGAGGAGGAGGAGAAGCGAAGUCUUCGCGGGUGGAGGAGGAGCAGCGAAAUAUCCGCGCGUGGAUGGAUCGCGCGGUGGUGAAAUCAUGCGCGCAGAUGGACGGUGGAACUGUUGUUCUAUAUGAUCGUAAAGUAGUCAGGAACUUCCGUAAGGAUGGCCAUAAUUGGAAAAAAAAGAAGGAUGGCAGGACGGUCCAAGAAGCUCAUGAAAAAUUAAAGAUUGGUAACGAAGAAAGGGUUCAUGUCUAUUAUGCUCGAGGUGAAGAUGAUCCAAAUUUCUUUCGAAGAUGCUACUGGCUACUUGACAAAGAUUUGGAGCGCAUAGUUCUUGUGCAUUAUCGGCAAACAGCUGAGGAAAAUGCAAUGGCUCCUCCGAACCCAGAACCUGAAGUUGCAGAUGUUCCUACAGUGAAUUUGAUCCAUUACACCUCUCCUCUGACCUCUGCAGAUUCAACCUCUGGUCAUACUGAGCUAUCUUUGCCAGAGGAAAUUAAUUCACAUGGUGGCAUAUCAGCUUCUAGUGAGACUGGCAAUCAUGAUUCCAGCCUGGAGGAGUUUUGGGCUAAUCUUUUAGAGUCAUCUAUAAAAAACGACCCAAAAGUUGUUACUUCUGCCUGCGGUGGUUCCUUUGUGUCCAGUCAGCAGAUUAAUAAUGGGCCGAAGAAUUCUGGAAACAUUGUCAAUACCAGUAUGGCAAGUAAUGCUAUCCCAGCACUUAAUGUGGUGUCAGAAACUUAUGCUACAAAUCAUGGCCUCAAUCAAGUAAAUGCAAAUCAUUUUGGAGCUCUGAAGCAUCAAGGAGAUCAGACUCAAUCUCUUUUGGCGUCUGAUGUAGAUUCUCAAUCAGAUCAAUUUAUAAGUUCUUCGGUGAAAUCUCCAAUGGAUGGUAACACAUCUAUUCCUAAUGAGGUGCCUGCUAGGCAGAACAGUCUUGGACUGUGGAAGUACUUGGAUGAUGACAGUCCUGGUUUAGGAGAUAAUCCAAGUUCAGUUCCACAGAGCUUCUGUCCAGUGACCAAUGAAAGACUAUUAGAAAUCAAUGAGAUCUCCCCAGAAUGGGCUUACUCUACAGAGACUACCAAGGUCGUGGUGAUUGGGAAUUUCUAUGAGCAAUACAAGCAUUUGGCUGGGUCUGCUAUGUUUGGUGUCUUUGGUGAGCAAUGUGUUGCCGGAGAUAUUGUUCAAACUGGUGUUUACCGUUUCAUGGUUGGACCACAUACACCUGGAAAAGUGGAUUUUUAUUUGACUUUGGAUGGGAAAACGCCAAUCAGUGAGAUUUGCAGUUUCACGUAUCAUGUUAUGCAUGGUAGUUCCUUGGAGGCUAGGCUGCCGCCAUCUGAGGAUGAUUACAAAAGGACAAAUCUUAAGAUGCAGAUGAGACUAGCUCGCUUGUUGUUUGCCACAAACAAGAAAAAGAUAGCACCAAAGUUGCUUGUAGAAGGCACCAAAGUUGCCAAUCUCAUGUCAGCAUUACCAGAGAAGGAAUGGAUGGAUUUGUGGAAUAUUCUUAGUGACCCAGAAGGCACAUAUGUUCCUGUUACUGAAAGCUUGCUUGAACUAGUGUUGCGAAAUAGGUUGCAAGAGUGGCUUGUUGAAAUGGUAAUGGAAGGUCAUAAGUCUACUGGUCGCGAUGAUCUAGGACAAGGAGCUAUCCAUCUGUGUUCUUUCCUAGGUUAUACUUGGGCUAUUCGAUUGUUUUCUUUGUCGGGGUUCUCCUUGGAUUUCCGUGAUUCUUCUGGUUGGACUGCUUUACACUGGGCUGCAUACCACGGGAGGGAAAGGAUGGUUGCCACUCUUUUAUCUGCUGGAGCAAAUCCAAGUUUAGUUACAGACCCUACUCCCGAAUCCCCUGCUGGACUCACUGCUGCUGAUCUUGCAGCAAGACAAGGUUACGAUGGCUUGGCAGCAUAUCUUGCUGAGAAAGGAUUGACUGCACAUUUUGAGGCCAUGUCACUGUCCAAGGAUACUGAGCAAUCACCAUCAAAGACUAGGCUAACAAAACUACAAAGCGAGAAGUUUGAGCACCUUAGUGAACAAGAACUUUGCUUAAAAGAAUCUCUAGCAGCCUAUCGCAAUGCUGCUGAUGCUGCCAGUAAUAUCCAAGCUGCACUCAGGGAGAGAACUCUUAAGCUUCAAACAAAAGCAAUUCAAUUGGCUAAUCCUGAGAUUGAAGCAUCUGAGAUAGUUGCUGCUAUGAAGAUUCAACAUGCAUUUCGGAACUACAACAGAAAGAAAGCAAUGAGAGCUGCUGCACGAAUACAGAGUCAUUUCCGUACAUGGAAGAUGAGGAGGAACUUCAUUAACAUGCGAAGACAAGUUAUCAGGAUACAAGCUGCGUACCGAGGUCAUCAAGUGAGAAGGCAGUACCGCAAGGUAAUAUGGUCUGUUGGAAUUGUUGAGAAAGCAAUUUUGCGAUGGAGAAAGAAGAGAAAAGGCCUUCGUGGGAUCGCAUCUGGAAUGCCAGUAGUUAUGACUGUGGAUGCCGAAGCAGAACCAGCAAGUACUGCAGAAGAAGACUUCUUCCAGGCCGGCCGGCAACAAGCCGAGGACAGGUUCAAUAGAUCUGUGGUUCGCGUUCAAGCCCUGUUCCGUUCUUACAAGGCACAACAGGAGUACCGGAGGAUGAAGAUUGCUCAUGAGGAGGCCAAGAUUGAGUUCAGUGAAGGGCAGCUAGGAGCAGCAUGCAGGAGUUGAAAUGGUUUUUAGGGACAGCUAGUUUCUCUAAUUCUUGUCUUGUACAUUAUUGGAAAUGCUAGAACAACCUGCAGUUUGCCGACGCUGUACAUUUUAGGACCAUCUGAAUGAUCUGAUACAGCUUUUGCUGACCCCUUAUGGCUGAUGAAUUUGAUGUUAGCCCUGUAGUAACUGUGGUGGUUUGCGUUUGGCUGGCUUUAAGCUGGACAUAAACAGCGUGUGCUUCAAUGUACAUGUAGAUGCAAUGCAAGUACAUAUCAUGUUGUAAAUGCUAAUAAGAUUAGCAAUAAUCAGCAAAGCCCUGAGCCAAUGACAAGGAGUGUGGUUUUUCUCUGUUU